AUGGCCGCCGUCGGCGCCUCUCCGCCUCGUACCAUGACGACCUCCCACGUCGAACCUCGCGAUCACACUUCUCUCAAUGGCUAUACGUCGCCGGCCACCGUCGCUAAACCGAGAAAUACCUUGGAUGCUUCCUCACUCGGCCCAGCCAGUGCUCGGCCCGUAAGCGUCGACUUUCACGACGAGAGCUGGGUCCAACUGUCAAAUGCCAACGUCGAUCUUGCGAAGCCGCAAACCGCGCACUUUCUUCCUGUCCAAGGUUCAUAUGAUCAUGCGUCCCCGGCUGUGUCUUCGGAUGGAUCUGAAAUCAUUCCCGCGUCCGAAUCCUCCACCGCCAGGCAGUCUCAACCAGCCACCGUUGGACCCGUUCUUUCCGACCUUGAUGCGCUAGCAGCAAAGUUCACCGAUUCAUCACUAGAUCUCAGCUUCUCGCCUACAUCGCGCCAACGGUAUGAAACGUCCACCGUGAGUCCCAAGGACCGUCCACGAGAUCAACACGUGAAUCGAAACAGCCGCGAGUCCGACGACACAGCAAGCACCUCACCACAGCAACAACCGUCUGCCGAGUCGUCGGUUGCGACAAGUGUGAGCUCCAUCUCUGGCGUCAACGAUAAUUCGGAAAUCCCGACAAAUGGUGACUCGCCGGGAAGCUCCAUCAUGGAGGGAAACUUGUCCAAGAAUCUGUCCGUUCCACAGUUCCAGUACCACCACCAGCAACAAGAGCAUCCUGCACAAGUUCCCAGCGGCGGGUUGGGCCAGUCUGCACAAUCCUCAUCUUCCGAGGUCCUGGAAAAUGGGGGUCACGUCAGGCGCCACCUUACUCCUACGUCGACAUACUUCCAAAGAAGUUCCUUUCCCCGACCUCAGUCGUCAUACUCAACCCUCUCCGACUGCAGCCCGCGCGGCAGGUCCCCCAAUCUCCUGCCUGGUGGCUCCCACAUGCGUGCUCCCUCUGUCCAGUCUCGCAAGUCCCCCGAUCCGAGACCGUCGUCGUAUGCAGAACUUCUCAAGGUGCCUUACCCACAGCAGGCCCCUCCGUCGUUUUCACUGGACAAUUCGGAUUUACGAACCGUCAUUGGAAACAAUGCAUCACUUCUCAGCACGCAAAAAACAUUGGAAAUGUACCGGCAGAAUGUGAAAAAGACAACGGAUCCUUCCACCCAAUACUCUUUUGCCGUGUUCCUGAUAUCGACGGCGCAGGAGCAAGGCGUAGAUGUGUCGAACCCAAAGUCGAAAAAGACUGCGCAGCAGCCAUUGAGGGAUCUCGAUAGCCCUGUCGUGGAAGGGUCUGUGACCAGCCCUUACGACUUGAUCCGCGAGGCUCGCCAAAUCCUGCAGCGUUUGGCAAACGGCGGGUAUCCUUUCGCCCAAUACUACCUCGCCGACGGCUAUGCCUCUGGCCUCUUUAGUAAGGGCAAAGAAGACUACAACUCGGCCUUUCCGCUUUUUGUUCUCGCGGCCAAGCACGGUCACGCCGAGUCUGCCUACCGCACCGCUCUGUGCUACGAGUUUGGAUGGGGAUGCCGCAAAGACCCUGUGAAGGCUGUUCAGUUCCUUCGCACUGCCGCCUCGAAGCGGCAUCCAGGCGCCAUGACGCGCUUGGGCAAGGCAUGUCUUUCGGGCGAUUUGGGUGAGAAGCGAUACCGCGAGGGCAUCAAGUGGUUGAAGCUUGCCGCUGAGGCUGCUGAUCUGCAGUACAACGCUGCCCCCUAUCAGCUCGGCUGCUUGUACGAGACCGGAUACGGCGACGAUAUCUUCGCGGACGCGAGCUAUGCCGCCGAGUUGUUCACCCAGGCGGCAGACCUGGGCCACCCGGAGGCUAACUACCGAAUGGGCGAUGCCUACGAGCACGGCCGGCUGAAUUGUCCUCGCGACCCGGCCCUGAGUGUGCAUUUCUAUACCGGCGCUGCUGAACGUGGGCAUUCGGCCGCAAUGAUGGGCCUCUGCGCAUGGUACAUGGUUGGAGCGCCUCCUAUUCUGGAAAAGGAUGAAGAGGAAGCGUACGAAUGGGCGCGGCGAUCUGCAGAACUAGGUUUUGUCAAAGCUCAGUAUGCCGUAGGGUACUUUACGGAAAUGGGGAUUGGCUGUCGGCGCGAUAUCCUCGAGGCCAACGUUUGGUACGUGAAAGCUGCCGACGCCGGUGACGAACGAGCCAAGCAACGUAUUGCCGUUAUUCAAGCCGCUGUAAGCGGCGGAGGUAUGCCCAUGGACGUCGGAUCACCACGCGGCAAGAAGGGCGGCAAAGACGACAAGGACUGCGUUGUCAUGUAG
Messenger RNA from Metarhizium album ARSEF 1941, 2268 nucleotides. RefSeq names its product protoplast regeneration and killer toxin resistance protein. The transcript has 2 exons. Lineage: Eukaryota; Fungi; Ascomycota; Sordariomycetes; Hypocreales; Clavicipitaceae. The record is from RefSeq and is a predicted model, not a curated record. Gene Ontology annotation, molecular function: protein binding. The coding region runs from base 1 to 2268 and encodes 755 amino acids.